AUGAUGACGAGAGUGCCAGUUUAUUCAUUCUCCUGGGUGUGUAUCCUGACAUUACUGGUCACCAUUCGUCUGUCCCAAUCGAGGGGCGCGUUGUUCCCUUCGCACCCCGCAAGGAUAGAGCCAGACAAACUGCGACUCGCAAAUCAGUACCUGACAUUAUCUCAGCGACAGCUCCGACAAACAACCGAGCAAAAGGAAGCGGCAGAUUACUGCACGACGGGCAACUUCACAGCUUUGUAUGACACCAUCCACCGCGACUUACGCUUCUGGCGGGAGACGGGCAUCACCGCCAAACUAAUGGAUUGGGUACUGGGCAACAUCUACAACUUCCCUGUCCGGCACAAAGGCGCAGGGAUCCUGUUUAUGGGCGGCAAGCCGUACAUCAUCACCGACCCUGCAAUAAUUAACACCACAGCCCACCACCAGCGCCUCAUCUCCUCGCACUUUGCGCUGUUCCUCGCGCUCUCCUCCACCUUCGGUUCCGCCAUCCCGGACGUCGAGUUCCUCUUCAGCACAGCAGACGAACCCGCGGCGCUGCUGCACUACCACGCAAACGGCACCGACCCGCAGCGCCUACCGCUGCUGCUCAGCUUCUGCAAGUCGCCGCGCUCCCACGCAGACGUCCUGGUCCCCGACAUACAUUUCUUCAUGAGGAACUUUACGGGGAACUUUCUGAGUGCAGCGGCCAACUUCAGCUCCAAGUGGCCCUGGGAGCGUAAGACGCCGAAGCUGUUUGGGAGGUUUUCGCCGUACGCUCGCGCAGCCAACCAGUACGCUCCGGAGCUGUACCGCAAGGGCCGUGAGGGCAAGGAAAUCUGCCGCAUGAGCGGCAACGAUCUUUUCUUUUGUGAUGUACGGAAGCAUUACAUUUGGGACUGGGCCAAGCGGGCCAAUAAGUCGGGGCUGCCCCUGGAUGUGGCACAACAGGUGGGCAGGGGUGAGGAUAGGGACAGCGUUUCUCCUAAGUAA
Molecule: messenger RNA, 969 nt
Organism: Volvox carteri f. nagariensis
Lineage: Eukaryota; Viridiplantae; Chlorophyta; Chlorophyceae; Chlamydomonadales; Volvocaceae
Exons: 4
Coding region: 1-969 (322 amino acids)
Source: RefSeq, a predicted model, not a curated record